UUUUAAAAUCAGGUCAUUCAUUUUGAUACACGCUGUAAUAUCAGCAAUUUCAGAUCCGAGUCGACCGUCACAAGCAGUACUCUUGUUCGAACAAUAAUCUGGUUACAUAAAUCUGGUCACAGAAGAGGCAAACAUGAAGUUCAUGCUUGUUAUAAUACUUGGCGUCUUUCUCAUAAGCAACGUUAGAACUGAUGCGUCCCCUCAAUCGCCAGAAUCGAACGAGGCAGGCUUGAGUUGUGUUCCAGGUACGACGUGGAUGCAGGACUGCAACACGUGCCAUUGUCAUAAUGGCCACGCUGCGUGCACACUAAUGGGUUGUGAGUCCGAUAUUCUUUUGUCUAGUUACAUAAAUCUGGUCACAGAAGAGGCAAACAUGAAGUUCAUGCUUGUUAUAAUACUUGGCGUCUUUCUCAUAAGCAACGUUAGAGCUGAUGCGUCCCCUGAAUCGCCAGAAUCGAACGAGGCAGGCUUGAGUUGUGUUCCAGGUACAACGUGGAUGCAGGACUGCAACACGUGCCAUUGUGAUGCUAAUGGCAAUGCUGGGUGCACACUAAUGGGUUGUCAGCCCGCUAUUAUUUUGGAACCCGGAACAGAUGACCCUAGGUUCACAAACGAGCCAAACAUGAAAUUUAUGCUUAUUAUAAUUCUUUGCGUCUAUCUUAUAAGUGACGUUAAAGCUGAUGUAACCAGUGAAUCACCAGAAUCGGACAAGUCAGGCUUGAGUUGUGUUCCAGGCACAUCUUUUAAGCAAGAAUGUAACUGGUGCUAUUGUCUUGCUAAUGGCCUCCCUGUAUGUACAAGAAUGGGUUGCCCACCACCUCGGCAUCCAGGGCAUAACAUCUUCGGUACUGUUGGACGAAUGCAGCCUUUGGGUGAUUUGGACUACAUUUCACCUCCUUUAUGAUUUUUUAAAUAUAUAAUAUUACUUUAAUAUAAACUGUAACUGUUUUAUUGUUACUCCAAUGGAACUCAAAUUUUAAUCUGUUAUUUCAAUGUAUAAUGCGUUCAAACGUUUCUAUAUCUGCACCAUAUCAAUAAUCAGCAUAAUAUGGUAAAUUGUAAUUUCAAUUUUUAUCUUUUAAUUUCUAAGUUGAAAUGUGAUGUAACACUAUUCAUAGUUUGAUAUAAAUUAAAUCAGUAUAAAUACAUUUCAAUUAAACCGUU
Homalodisca vitripennis (glassy-winged sharpshooter) is the source of this 1164-nucleotide messenger RNA. RefSeq names its product pacifastin-like protease inhibitor cvp4. The coding region runs from base 134 to 904 and encodes 256 amino acids. Gene Ontology annotation, molecular function: peptidase inhibitor activity. The transcript is spliced from 12 exons. NCBI's taxonomy places the organism in Eukaryota, Metazoa, Arthropoda, Insecta, Hemiptera, Cicadellidae. The record is from RefSeq and is a predicted model, not a curated record.